Messenger RNA from Etheostoma cragini (Arkansas darter), 1079 nucleotides. Its product is annotated as exportin-T-like. NCBI's taxonomy places the organism in Eukaryota, Metazoa, Chordata, Actinopteri, Perciformes, Percidae. Gene Ontology annotation, cellular component: cytoplasm; nuclear pore; nuclear matrix. The transcript is spliced from 7 exons. Gene Ontology annotation, molecular function: tRNA binding; small GTPase binding. The annotation marks the transcript as partial. The record is from RefSeq and is a predicted model, not a curated record. Gene Ontology annotation, biological process: tRNA re-export from nucleus.
GCCAUGGCGUACUUUGAGCAGCUGAAGGAGUCCCAGGAUGCCUGGGAGGUUUGUGCUGAGGCCCUCGCUACAGGGAUUUACAACGACGACCAUGUGAAGUUCUUCUGCUUCCAAGUGUUGGAGCAUCAGAUAAAGUUCAGACACGCCGGUCUGAGCGGCGCUCAGCAGCAGCUCAUCAGGGAGACUCUGAUGAAGUGGCUCCAAUGUCAGCUAAUGAACGCCCAGCCCGAGAAGCCCUUCAUCCGGAACAAGGCGGCCCAGGUUUUCGCCCUCACCUUCGUCAUGGAGUACCUGACCCUGUGGCCCAAGUUCUUCUUCGACAUCCUGUCCCUGGUGGGUCUGAACCCGCACGGCGUGGACGUCUACCUGCGGACGCUCAUGGCCAUCGACGCCGAGGUGGUGGACCGAGACAUCCUCCACUCGCCCGACGAGAUGCGCAGGAACUCUUUGAUCAAAGACAGCAUGCGGGAGCACUGCAUCCCCCACCUGGUGGAGUCCUGGUUCCAGAUCCUGCAGGCCUACCAGCGGUCCCACCCGGAGCUCACCUGCCAGUGUCUGGAGGUGGUGGGUCUGUUCGUGUCCUGGAUCGACCUGAACCUCAUCGCCAACGACCGGUUUGUGAACCUGCUGCUCAGUCAGAUGUCGGUGGAGGAGCUGAGAGAGGAGGCCUGCGACUGCCUGUUUGAAAUAGUCAACAAAGGGAUGGACCCCGUCGAUAAAACCAAGCUGGUGGAGUCGCUGUGCCGAGUCCUGCAGUCUGCCGGGUUCUUCAACGUGGAACAGGAAGAGGACGUGGACUUCCUGGCCAAGUUCUCCCGGCUGGUGAACGGCAUGGGCCAGAGUCUGGUCCUCAGCUGGACCAAGCUGGUGAAGACGGGCAACGUGAAGGACACGGCGGAGACGCUGCAGGCCUUGGAGAGCAAAGUGCCGCUGCUGCUGCAGCUGCUGGUGCACGAGGACGACGACAUCUCGGCCAACGUCGUCGGCUUCUGCUACGAGUACCUGCACGUCCUCAAGCAGGUGAGGGGCACGUCCUCAAACCACGUCCUCAAGCAGGUGAGGGGCACGUCCUCAAGCAG